AUGUACGCCGAGAACAGGAUUGGAAGAAGCGAAUACUCCAACGAAAUAUUCGUCACACUGCCUGCGAUAAAAGUGUACUCUCCGAGCCGUGUGGACUUCUCCGCAGACGACCGGUGCAUCACCAUCAUCCUUCCAUCCUUUCUCUACAGCACCACCGUCAGCCCAACAACUUCAUCCCCCGGCCCCGACGACAACAUCUCCAAUGUUUGGGGGAACUUCUGUGCUAGUGUGGACGUCUUCGAUGGUACGUCCUGGAUCACCGAGUACCCGUGCAUCAAGGAGAGGAAGAUCGACCUGAGUGGCAGCAAAAUAAAGAAAAUCACGCAGGUCCGAGUGUCCAUAUGUUCGGACGAGAGGCAUGAUAUUUGCAGCGAACAGAAAUACAACAGCGACAAUGGUGUGAACGUCAAGGAAUUGAAGACAAUAACUCAAACCGUGCACUUGAACGAGAAUGGAACGCUUCCUGGCAAGCCGUCCAAUGGCUACAUCAGCUACACGCUGUCCAGUAACAGAAACAACAGUUCGAAAAACAUCUUCAAAGUUGACAACAAAAUGAAAUUUCAAGCUUUAAAAUUUGAAAAUCUUGAACAAGCACACGUUAAACUCUGCAAGACUUACGAGUGGAAGCUCCAUGGUGAAGAUGACCAGCAACACGACUGGAAUGGUUCGGUCUGCAUGGCUUCAGUCCACAACUGCAACAACCACGACCACAACUGCAACAACCACGACCACAACUACAACAGCCACGACCACUAUGGCAACAACAACAGCAACAACAUCAACCUCGAUAAUUACAGCUUCGACAACGGUGAUUUUCUUGUCGGUUCAACUUUUGUUGACACUUGCGAGGCAUCGAGAGCGCCACCACCAACUUUCCAGAGCCCAAGCAUCAUUUGGCACCCCCAGCAGCAACAUCCCCACAACCACCAGGCACUCCCAUACAGCGCACAAUCUCCUUACAUUUCAGAGGACGAACACACAUCCACCAUGGAACUCAUCCACAAACCAUCCUUUCCAAUCACCCACAUGACAGAUGGGAGCAGCAGCACGCAGGGAACGAUAAAAAGUUUCAACUUGGUCAACCGGAGCAGCACGGAUGUCAACAAGCAAGCAAAAAUAAUCCACGAAGUCAUCGUAUGA
Messenger RNA from Helobdella robusta, 1140 nucleotides. RefSeq lists its product as hypothetical. The coding region runs from base 1 to 1140 and encodes 379 amino acids. The record is from RefSeq and is a predicted model, not a curated record. The transcript has 7 exons. NCBI's taxonomy places the organism in Eukaryota, Metazoa, Annelida, Clitellata, Rhynchobdellida, Glossiphoniidae.